Lodderomyces margitis is the source of this 2073-nucleotide messenger RNA. RefSeq names its product Zn(II)2Cys6 transcription factor. Bases 1 to 2073 code for a protein of 690 amino acids. Lineage: Eukaryota; Fungi; Ascomycota; Pichiomycetes; Serinales; Debaryomycetaceae. The transcript has a single exon. Gene Ontology annotation, biological process: DNA-templated transcription; positive regulation of transcription by RNA polymerase II. Gene Ontology annotation, molecular function: sequence-specific DNA binding; zinc ion binding; DNA-binding transcription factor activity, RNA polymerase II-specific. The record is from RefSeq and is a predicted model, not a curated record.
AUGCUGUCACCAGACCCAUCCGUGACAAAAUUCAGAGUAAAAAAAUUUCCAGUAACUGAUGGAAAUGGCAACAACUUCAAUCAUCAUCAAAUCGAGCAAAUUAGCCAUGAGCCAGUAGCUAAAGUGACUAGCUGCUUGAGGUGCAGGAAACUAAAGAAAAAAUGCAACAAAGCUAAGCCAGAGUGCUCAAAUUGUGACAAGGCAGGAGAAGAGUGUCAAUAUGUGCCCCGGAAACAACGAGUGACGAAGAAGGACAAGUUGAAGAAUAAGCAAGAAGGACCAACAACCCCACAUGAUAUAUUAAACCCAAAAAGUCCAAACAUAUCUCAUGGCCUUGAAAACUUGAGUCCUGCAAUUCUGGAUAGUCUGUCGUACCUUACACAACAACUGGACCAAAUGCAAAAUCCGCCAGCCAGAUUAUUCCAUCCCCAACUACAGACAAACUACAACAUGUCUUAUGCGAGUAUAGAGCCUAACCAUUCUGAUUUGAGAUCCAUGACCCCAAGUAGCGGACAGCAACAGGAACAGCCACAAAAAGACGAUCCAUCAGAAAGCCACAACAACGAGCUUGAAUCGUUUUCAUCACUCUCAACUCCUCCUGUGACCCUAAAUCCCAUCGACGCUCGAGCUCCAAGUUUUGACGCUUAUCCAAAACAAAUUUCCAAAGUCUUGUACGGUGCAGUUGGUAUCAAGACAAAUUCAAAUGUUAGCAUCAUACCACCCAUAAUUGAUAAAGUUUUGCUAACACGAAUAAUGAAUGCAUUCUUUAUGCACACGUACAGGAUAUGCCCGGUGAUAAACAAGAAUGAAUUUCUCGUCAAAUUCAAUCAAAUGUUUCAGGGCGAUAGUGACUGUGUGUCAUUGGAAGAGUUCCAGGACCAAUAUGAAUUAUAUAUGGUGUUGGCGAUUGGAGGCACCCAUUUGGAAAGAUCGGGAAUUAUCGGGAGGGAGAAACGGAUUUCUGAAUACUUUGUCUCCAUGGCAUUGUCUAGCGUACACAAUAACAUUUCCAAAAAUGAUAUAGUUAGCAUGAAGAAUCUAAUGCUAUUGGCAUUGUACUCAUUUUUCAACCCGGCCGAAUUUAUUGCGUGGGAAAUUGCUGGAAAGUUGGCUAGAAUGGCCAUACACUUGGGAUUGAACCAGGCGGUUUCCAAGCAAGAAGCGGAACGGAUGACGACACGAGAAAUCGAAAUGAGAACGAGACUUUUGUGGUCUGUUUACACAAUUGACCGAUUGACCUCGGUAACGUUGGGUAGACCAGUGGCUCUCCAUGAUGAUGAUAUCAAUGUCCCGUUUCCGCAGAUACUAGAUGACGAUGAAUUAGAUGACAUUACCACUUAUCGACUAGUCAUUCACUUGAGACAAAUUGAAGGACAAAUUUUGCGAAGAGUUCAUUCGGUUAACGUGCAUAAGCAUUUCCAAAACAAGGGUCAGCCCGAAGAAGCCUUGCGCGAGCAGGUUUUGCAAGAACUACGCGAUGAAAUUGAGGAGUGGCAUAGUAAUGCAAAUGAGUUGGAGCAUACGACAACCAGGCCCAAACAAUCACUAGCCUUUAGGGCGCUGAUACCGUGGUUCACUGCUAGGUACAACCAUUUGCUUAUCCUUCUUUACCGCCCUUCAUACUUGAACCCACAACCGCUGCAGGACAAGCUAGACACCUUGGGUAAAGCGUGCUUGCAGACCUUGUCAUCAACGUACAAGCUAUUCAAGUCCAAGUCACUCCCGUUGAAUUGGACCACAUUGUACCGGUUUCUUAUGGUGUGUACUACAAUCUUGUAUUGUCUAUGCAAAUGGGCCAUCGAUCUAAUGGAAUCAAAAACGGAGAUAUGCUAUUGCAUAGAAAUAUUUCAAGCAUUUGGAAGUGACUGGGUUGUAGCAAAGAAAUGUGCCGAGGUAUUCAAAAAGAUUGAAAACAAAUUGUUGGAAAUCACCUUGACUGACGGCCAUACUAGUGACAUGGAUAAUUUGUCAAAAGAACUCCUAGGAGCAUCAAGCUCUUACCACGAAAUAUUAAACGUCCAUUCAGUAGAUCUAUGCAUUGAUAGCCAGUACAUGUAUGGAUUUGAAAGCUAG